This is a messenger RNA of Ceratitis capitata (Mediterranean fruit fly), 2186 nucleotides long. It is a transcript of the gene fwe, whose product is annotated as calcium channel flower. Gene Ontology annotation, biological process: vesicle-mediated transport. The record is from RefSeq and is a predicted model, not a curated record. The transcript has 5 exons. The coding region runs from base 153 to 731 and encodes 192 amino acids. Lineage: Eukaryota; Metazoa; Arthropoda; Insecta; Diptera; Tephritidae. Gene Ontology annotation, cellular component: membrane.
AAUAAAAGAACACCGUUUUUUGUUCGUCGUUUGUGAAAAACUUUAUUGUAUUCGUAUGCAAUUGUUUUAAGUUUAUUAAAGAAAAGGAAACAAGUGCAUGUCUAAUUUUCUAAGUUCUUAGAUAGUAUUUGAAGAUAAUUAAUUAAGACAAAAUGUCGUUUGCGGAAAAGAUCACAGGCUUGUUAGCGCGGCCGAAUCAAGGAGCAGAACAAAUGGGUGGCGUAGAUGCGCCAUGGUAUAUGAAAUAUGGAGGACGUUUAUUGGGUAUUGUUGGCGCGUUCUUCUGCAUACUUUUUGGACUCUGGAAUGUCGUUGGCAUUCUGCUUCUCAACAUUUCCUGUCUCGUUUCGGGCAUUUUACAAAUGGUGGUGGGAUUUAUAGUGAUGGCAUUAGAGGCGCCUUGUUGUUUCUUCUGUAUAGAAUAUGUUAACGAAAUGGCGAAUAAAGUGGAAUCACGGCCUUUAUGGAAUCGUGCCGCCUUCUAUUGUGCCAUUGCUUUACCUCCUGUAAUUUUGUGCCCAGGACUGAGUAGUGUAUUUCCAUGUGGUCUUGUAUUUGGCACUGGAGCGAUAUAUGGUCUCAUGGGAUUGGGAAAAAAAGCAUCACGCGAGGAUAUGGCUGCAGCCGCGACAUCCCCCACACAAAUGCCACCCGAUGGUGGCCAAAUGCAAAUGGGCACCGAUCAACAUAUCACACUAAUGGAAGAUCCAGAUGUCUGGCGUCCAACAUAAACAAUUCAUUCCAAUUAAAUUUAGCAAUGCUCAUUAGUGCACGCUGCUAUGCAUAGCAAUUUAGUCUCCAAAAAACUAUAUAUAUAUAUAUAUAUAUAUUGAAUUUAAUUUAAUUUGCCAAUUAUUGAUAGGUGUUUCCAUUGAAGCACUGAGGGAGAAGAGCAAUAAUUGAAAUAGUCACUUGCCCCACCAGAAGAAAGAAUUCACUAAAGUUAAAGGGUAGUGUAGAGUAGUAGAAAAUACAAAUGUACAACGGCUUAAGCUACCAAUUUGCAAAUAGAAAAAAAAAUUAAUUUACGUUUUUUGUUUUUUCGUUCGCGAGUUAUUGCAAUACAAACAUGAAUGCGUAAACUUGUGUAUAUGUAUGUAUAAUAUAUUUAUGUAUGUAUAUUCAUAGUUAAUGCAAAACCAAUAUUACCUUAAGCACAAUACUCAAUUGAGAACAACAUUCCAUUUAUAAGAAAUAAUUGUUACAAAAAAACAACAAAGCAAAACCACAAAAAAACUUACAUAUUUACAAAACUUAAGGAAGAUCAAAGAUUAUUGUUGUUGUUAACGGUAUGUAUAUACAGUACAUCUGCGCUACCUACUAAAUGAUCUCCUCCAAAACAGCAAUAAUUGAGUAAACGCAUAAAUAAAACAUGUUGUAUAUACAUAUAAAAGCAUGUAAUGUGGUAAAAAUUAAACCAAAAUUGAAUUAAGUAAAUAAAGUUUUAAUGUAGAGCUAAAAAAAAAAAAUAAAACAUAAAAUUGCAUCGUUACUUAGUAAAAAGUUUAAAGAGUUUUGGUGUGUGUUGUUCAAAAGCUUAUUGUCAAAAGGAAAUAUUUUAUUGUAAAUUAUACGAAACUUAAAAUAAAUACACAAAAUAAUAUAUAUAUAUAUUAUAUAUACAUACAUACAUACAUAAAGCAUGGUUGAUAUAAUAUUCCUAGUGGAACAACUUUGAAAAGUGUGCGCAUCAAAUUUGAUUUCGGUAAACUUUUGUUAUCACUACAAUCUUAUAUGCAGCAACACAUUUAAUUUUCAUGAAAUUACAACCACGUUUAAAUGCUUUCAUAUGCAUAAAAAAAACCUGGAAAAAGUAUAAUUUUUGAAUGAGUAACUGCGUGUGCUAUUGGUCAUGCGCAAUGAAGCUGGUUUAAAAUACCGUGUCGCUUCUUUGCCCGCUAUUUUUUUUCUUGUAAAAUAAGUUAAAUAAGUAUUAUAAUUUAUAUUAAGCAUAGAUAUGCCAUUUUGGUAGUGAAUUAAACACUUUUAUGUUUGCUCAAGUUGAUUUUCGUUCCUUCGAAACGUGAGAAUUCUGAGAAUUGAGCUAACCUUUAUUGCAAACCUAAUGAUAAUAUUUAUUAAAUAUCUAGUUGUUUAUUGAAGAAUAUUCAUAAAAUAAGUUUCCCAAUGUUGGAUUUCAAUUAUAAUCACAUAAAUAAUAAAUAUCUAGUUCUGAAAUUCAGGAA